GCUGACACUUCUCUACACUGUUGAUUGGAGUUUUGGUCCAUUAUGAAGCAGAGUAAGCCUUGAGGAGAAGACAUGGAUUUUGCACAGAGGUUUUGGCUCUUCCUUCUUGUGAAACCCAAAGAACUUAACUCUGAAAAUUAUGCUGUGAAUAUCAAAGUUUCAUGUCUGUAAGUAAAUUCUAGUACAUGAGAAUCAGAAUGAAAAGAUGGCAGCCAUGCUGUUACCAACGGGUCCUAAUGGUUUGCAGCGGUUUACUCGCGAAUCCUUGGCUGCGCUGGAGCAGCGGAUUGUGGAGGAGCAGGCCAAGAAUGCCAAGGUUUGCCAGGAGGCUCACAGGAGCGCAGAGCCACCCAAACCCAUGGCCGACCUGGAGGCAGGCAAGCAGCUGCCACGCAUCUAUGGUGACAUCCCUCCAGAACUUAUUGGGGUGCCACUGGAAGAUAUUGAUCAAUUUUACUACAAGAACCAGAGGACUUUUAUAGUCCUUAACAAGGGGAAGGCCAUCUUCAGAUUCAGUGCCACAUCUGCACUUUACAUUUUUAGUCCUUUUCACUUCAUCAGAUCAAUUGCAAUUAAAAUUUUAGUCCAUUCUUUGUUUAGCCUGUUCAUAAUGUUCACUAUACUGACCAAUUGUUUCUUCAUGGCCAUGUCUGAUCCAGCACCAUGGACCAAGUACCUGGAGUAUACUUUCACUGCCAUUUACACAUUUGAGUCAGCAAUAAAGAUAUUAGCCAGAGGAUUUUGUAUGGUACCGUUUACUUUCUUGAGAGACCCAUGGAACUGGUUGGACUUCACCGUCAUUGUCAUGGCAUAUGUGACAGAAUUCGUGGACCUUGGAAACGUCUCUGCAUUAAGAACCUUCAGAGUAUUACGAGCACUGAAAACCAUAUCAGUCAUUCCAGGUCUAAAGACUAUCGUUGGCGCUUUGAUCCAGUCUGUGAAGAAGCUGGCAGAUGUGAUGAUCCUAACUGUCUUCUGUCUCAGUGUGUUUGCCCUCAUUGGCCUACAGCUUUUCAUGGGGCUCCUGCGACAAAAGUGUGUCCGCAGCCUUGCGCAUUGUGUCAACUCCUCAUUCAGCCCCAACGGAUCCUUCUUCUGCAACAACAGAACCUGGAGCUCCAGUGUGGACUUUCUCACCAGUGAAGAUAAUUUUUACAAAAUUGAAGGAGCAAAGGAUGCCUUAAUAUGUGGAUAUGGAAGUGAUGCAGGGAGGUGUCCAGAUGGAUUUGACUGCCUAAAAGUAGGAAGAAACCCAAACUAUGGCUACACCAGUUUUGAUACCUUCGGCUGGGCCUUUCUGGCCCUUUUCCGUCUUAUGACACAAGACUACUGGGAAAAACUGUUUCAUCAGACUCUGCGAUCAGCAGGGAAGACCUACAUGAUUUUCUUUGUUCUGGUAAUCUUCCUGGGCUCCUUCUACCUGAUAAACCUGAUUCUAGCAGUAGUGGCAAUGGCCUAUGAGGAGCAGAAUCAGGCCACCAUUGCUGAAGCCUGGCAAAAGGAUAGGGAGUUUCAGCUGGCUAUGGAGCAGCUUCGAAGAGAGCAAAGAUUGGCAGCAAAGAGCCAAGCGCAGGAGACAGACUCUGUGUUGUCCCCAGAGGUGUCUCCAUUUUGUCUCAAGACUGGAAGCAUAAGGCGAAACAGCAGCAGAAGAAGAACAUCUCACAGGAUGUUGUCAGAGGAAACAGCAGAAGAAGCUGCUGGGGAGAAGUCUGACCUGCUGGAAGAGCCAGUGCCUCCUUUGUCUCCCCUGCCAGUCCACCCUCUGCUGGCCACAUUCUCCUCUCACCCCCUCAGCACCAGAAGAGGAAGCCAGAACAGCAUCUUUAGCUCUUUCUGGCCGCGCAACAACUCGGAGGCUGACUUCGGGGAUGACGAGUUUAGCGUUGGGGAUGCCUUCAGGAGUUGUGCCAGUUCAACAGCAACACCCUGGAAGAGGAGGACAGGCAGUGUAAGGAGCCACUGCUCACAAGUCCUCAACUCCAACCUCAACAUCAAUGGCCUGCUCAACCUUUCCCUGGACCAGAACAGAGUCACCACUGUGGGCCUGCUCACCCCUAUAUCUAUGCCUGCUCACAGCAUGGAUAGGGUCAGGGGAGACACAAAGUCCACCAGUGCAGAGGACACUGCUCCCAGGCCUUUCCUCCAGCCUUCCUCAACAGUGACAGAGCCUCCUCCAGUGCACAGGAAAAGAGGGCUGAGCUUGGUCAGCUUCUUCAGUGGUGCCAUGGAUGAACUGCAGGAGUCAAGGCAAAAGUUUCAUCCCUGCUGGUACACAUUUGCCAAGAAGUACUUGAUAUGGGACUGCUGCCCCUGGUGGCUGAAGAUGAAGGAGUGGGUGAAGAUCAUGGUGAUGGAUCCUUUUCUGGAUCUAGGUAUCACCAUAUGUAUUGUGCUGAACACACUUUUCAUGGCCCUGGAGCACUACCCCAUGACUGAGGAGUUCAACACCAUGCUCUCAGUGGGCAAUCUGGUAUUUACAGGGAUCUUUACAGCUGAGAUGGUGCUGAAGCUGAUUGCCCUGGACCCCUAUUAUUACUUUCAGCAGGGUUGGAACAUCUUUGACGGCAUCAUUGUUUGUCUCAGUCUAAUGGAGUUGGGCCUCUCCAAUGUAGAAGGACUUUCUGUCCUGCGGUCAUUCAGACUGUUACGAGUCUUCAAGCUGGCAAAGUCCUGGCCCACUCUCAACACUCUCAUCAAGAUCAUUGGUAACUCAGUGGGUGCACUGGGAAACCUGACACUGGUGUUGGCCAUCAUUGUCUUCAUCUUUGCUGUGGUGGGCAUGCAGCUGUUUGGCAAGAACUACCAGGACUGUGUGUGUAAGAUCUCCAAUGACUGUCAGCUACCUCGCUGGCAUAUGAAGGACUUCUUCCACUCGUUUCUGAUUGUGUUUCGGGUGCUGUGUGGAGAGUGGAUCGAGACCAUGUGGGACUGUAUGGAAGUGGCUGGGCAGCCCCUCUGCAUCUUGGUAUUCAUGUUGGUCAUGGUCAUAGGGAACUUGGUGGUGCUGAACCUCUUUCUGGCCCUGCUGCUCAGCUCCUUCAGUUCUGAGAACCUCUCUGCUCCAGAUGAAGACGGCGAUUUGAACAACAUCCAGGUUGCUAUCACUCGCAUCCAUGUAGGUGUCACCUGGCUUGUCACAAGUGUUGUCACCCUCUUCAACCGCAGCUUGAAAUGUCGAAAGCAGAAGGCCAAAGAAGCCAGUCAGGCUAUGAAGCUGGCUGGCAAUCAUGUGGAAAGCAAUGGAGGAUUUUUUGGACACUAUGGAGAGAAGUACAUAAUACCAGAGGAAGACAGCUACGUGACUAACCCAAAUCUGACUGUCAUUGUUCCCAUUGCACCUGGAGAGUCAGAUGUGGAGUUUCUGGAAGAGGAGGAGUUUUCAGAGUCAUCAGAGGAUGAAGACAACAAGCUGGACAAGUUCAGUCUGUCAGAGGGCAGCACUGUGGACCUGAGGAAACCUGGGGAGGAGUCGGACAAUGUGUUGGCGCUGGCUGAACAGAGCAUGGAGCCAGAAGAAUGCUUCCCAGAAUUAUGCAUGAGACACUGUCGGUGCGGUGACAUUGACCACAGCCAUGGUCUGGGCCAGGCCUGGUGGAGGCUGAGGAAGACCUGCUACCAGAUUGUGGAGCAUAGCUGGUUUGAGACCUUCAUCAUCUUCAUGAUCCUGCUCAGCAGCGGGGCUCUGGCAUUUGAAGAUAUCUACAUUGAGAAGAGAAAAGUCAUUAAGGUGGUGUUGGAGUACGCUGACAAGAUCUUUUCCUACAUCUUUGUGCUGGAGAUGUUCCUCAAGUGGACUGCAUAUGGUUUCAAGAAAUAUUUCACCAACUACUGGUGCUGGCUCGACUUUCUUAUUGUAGAUGUGUCCUUGAUAAGCCUGGUAGCAAAUUCACUGGGAUAUUCUGACUUUGGAGCGAUCAAGUCCCUGAGGACCCUGCGAGCUUUGAGACCUCUCAGAGCUCUGUCCAGAUUUGAGGGAAUGCGGGUGGUCGUGAACGCUCUUUUAGGAGCCAUCCCUUCCAUCAUGAAUGUGCUGCUCGUGUGUCUCAUCUUCUGGCUCAUCUUCAGCAUCAUGGGAGUCAACCUGUUCUCUGGCAAGUUUGGGAAGUGUGUGAACAGAACAGGCUUCAUACACAGCAUCUCUGUAGUCAACAACAAGUCUGAGUGCCUUGCCAUGAAUGACACCCAGUUCUACUGGACAAAAGUGAAAGUUAACUUCGACAAUGUGGGACUCGGCUACCUUUCCCUUCUGCAAGUGGCUACAUUUAAGGGAUGGAUGGAAAUAAUGCAUGCAGCUGUUGAUUCAAGAGGAGUGGAGGAACAACCUAUGAGAGAAAUCAACCUCUACAUGUACCUUUACUUUGUUGUCUUCAUCAUUUUUGGCUCCUUCUUCACCCUCAAUCUCUUCAUCGGUGUCAUUAUUGACAACUUCAAUCAGCAGAAAAGAAAGAUGAGUGGACAGGAUAUCUUCAUGACUGACGAACAGAAGAAGUACUAUAAUGCAAUGAAGAAGUUAGGAACUAAAAAGCCACAGAAGCCAAUACCGAGGCCUGCGAACCUUCUCCAAGCCUUCUUCUUCGAUCUCGUGUCCAAGCAAGCCUUUGACAUCAUGAUCAUGAUGCUCAUCAUCAUCAACAUGGUGACCAUGAUGGUAGAAACUGAUGAGCAGUCACAGCGAAUGGAGUCCAUCCUCAACAAGAUCAAUCUGGUCUUCAUUGUGAUCUUCACCACUGAAUGCCUGAUCAAGAUUUUUGCCCUCCGUUGUUAUUUCUUCACAGUUGCAUGGAACAUAUUUGAUUUUGUGGUGAUAAUUCUCUCUAUUGUGGGGAUUGUUCUUGCAGACAUCAUUGAAAAGUACUUUGUAUCCCCCACCCUGUUUCGAGUCAUCAGACUGGCAAGGAUAGGACGUGUCCUCCGACUUAUUCGUGCAGCCAAAGGAAUUAGGACUUUACUGUUUGCCUUAAUGAUGUCCAUGCCAGCACUGUUCAACAUUGGCCUCCUGCUUUUUCUUGUCAUGUUCAUCUAUGCUAUCUUUGGUAUGGCAAACUUUGCCUACGUGAAAAAACAAGACGGGAUUGACGACAUGUUUAACUUUGAGACCUUUGGGAACAGUAUGAUCUGUCUUUUUCAGAUCAGUACCUCUGCAGGCUGGGACAACCUCCUGAGCCCCAUAAUGUCCACCUCCCCAGAUGAGUGUGAUGUUAACUUUGUCAAUACUGGUACUAACACCCGGGGAAACUGUGGCAGCCCCUCAGUGGGCAUAGCUUUCUUUGUCAGUUACAUAAUCAUUUCUUUCCUCAUUGUGGUAAAUAUGUACAUAGCUAUCAUUCUGGAGAACUUCAGUGUUGCCACAGAGGAGAGUACAGAACCACUGAGUGAGGAUGACUUUGAGAUGUUUUAUGAGGUUUGGGAGAAGUUUGAUUCUGAGGCCACACAGUUCAUAGAGUUUUCCAUGCUGUCAAACUUCGCUAAUACUUUGUCGGAGCCGCUGCGCAUAGCCAAGCCUAACAUGUCCAAGCUGAUCUCCAUGGACCUUCCCAUGGUCAGUGGGGAUAGGAUCCACUGCCUGGACAUCCUGUUUGCCUUCACAAAGAGAGUCCUGGGAGAGUCAGGGGAGAUGGAUGCCCUAAAGCAGCAAAUGGAAGAGAAAUUCAUGAUGACAAACUCCUCCAAGAUUUCCCAUGAGCCCAUUACGUCUACACUACGCCGCAAACUGGAGGAGGUGUCUGCAAUUAUCAUCCAGAGGUGUUACAGGAAGCAUCUGGUGCGCAGACAGAUGAAGCAGGCAUCUUACCUCUACAGACAAAUAAACUAUGUGACUGUGGUGGAUGUGGAGAACGGCCCAGAAACAGAGGGGCUGAUAGCUUCCAUGAUACAGCACUAUGAGCCUGUAGGGGAGGAGGCUGUACAGACAACAGAGGACACACUAAUGUCCUCACCACCAUCUUAUGACAGUGUGACCAGGGCAGCCAGUGACCUCUCUGAGGUUGUCAGAUCAACAUCCAAAAGCUCUGAACACGGGGAGCCUGGUGAAAACUACAAGGAAACUUUUCUUUGUGACUUGCUUGUGUGA
Molecule: messenger RNA, 6073 nt
Organism: Monopterus albus (swamp eel)
Lineage: Eukaryota; Metazoa; Chordata; Actinopteri; Synbranchiformes; Synbranchidae
Product: sodium channel protein type 4 subunit alpha B-like
Exons: 27
Coding region: 206-6073 (1955 amino acids)
Biological process (GO): neuronal action potential; membrane depolarization during action potential; sodium ion transmembrane transport
Cellular component (GO): voltage-gated sodium channel complex; plasma membrane
Molecular function (GO): voltage-gated sodium channel activity
Source: RefSeq, a predicted model, not a curated record